AUGGUCCCCGAAGUUUUCAGCGUGGUUGGCCUCGCGUCCAAUAUUCUUCAAUUUGUCGACUUCACUAGCCAGCUAAUCGGUGAUGGCAACAAGAUCUACCACAGCGAGGAGGGAAGCUCCACGGAAACCAUCCAGAUUCAGCAGAUCACAAGGGACCUUCGCAAGGUCGCAGACAAUUUGCUUACUCGCCACAAGUACCCAACAGAUACCGAUAGCCAGGUCACAGAGCUUGCGCGUUUGUGCCACGCUGUUGCUGAGCAGCUCCUCGAGGUCCUCCAGACUCUGAAAAUAAAGAAUGAUACCCGUCGGAGAUGGCGGAGCUUCUACCAGGCACUAAACACGGUAUGGAAAAAGGAGAAGAUCGAGGCGCUUCAAGCGACUCUAAAUAACUUUCGAGCUCAGCUCACUCUUCGCAUCAUCAAUAUGGUAGCGGACAAGCAAUCCAGUGUCGCCAUGGGUCUUCAUGCGCUGGUCAAAUCAAGCGAGAGCAUGAACCUAGACAUUACCGAGAAGCUGGAAGAAAUGCAUGAUACUAUUAAACGCAUCCAAAUCCUUGCCGAGGCUAAACGCGAUGGACAUAACUGCCCGGACAGCACGUCUGGUCUUUCUGCAAGUUUGAACAAUAUGAUUGACCUUGGUCGGUGGGUAUCAGGAGAACAACAAAUUCUGAGAUCGCUCCAGCAUGAGUCAAUGUACAUGAGAGAAUCAAGAAUCGACCAAGCUCAUACCAAUACGUUUGAUUGGAUUUUUAAGUCGGACGACUCUGCGCCCAAUGAUCCUCAAGAGAGCCCCGACUUUAUUAAAUGGUUGCGAAACGAUACCGGUAUAUACUGGAUCUCCGGGAAACCAGGCUCGGGAAAAUCUACGCUCAUGAAAUUCCUGUGCGCUCAUCAGAAAACUGAAACCACCUUACGUCUAUGGGCCGUUGACGAAGGCGCCUCACUUGCCACGGCAAAUUUCUUCUUCUGGUACGCAGGGUCGACGAUGCAGAAGUCUCAGCAAGGUCUACUCCAGUCUCUCUUGUAUGAGAUACUUGGGAAAUGCCCAUCACUAAUCCAGACGGUCGCCGAGGAACAAUGGAACAGAAUCUACCAUGACGGGACCCCUGUCUUACCGUGGACCCGAGCGCAGCUCUUCGAUGCACUCAGGAAAUUGGUUCACACCAGUGCAUUACCUAUCCGCUUUUGCUUCUUUGUGGAUGGGCUUGACGAAUAUGAUGGGGAUCACAGUGAGAUUAUCAACAUGCUCAACAUGCUCGCAGCCUCCGACAAUAUUAAAUUAUGCAUUUCAAGCCGCUCUUGGAACGUUUUCCAGGACGCUUACGGAAAGGACCCUCAGAAAAUGCUUCGCCUCCAAGAUUUGACAAGGAAUGACAUAAGGUCGUACAUAAAGGGUAAGCUCGAAGAGGACAACCUACUUGCGAACCUUCAGCAAACGGACGCGCGGUAUCGCGAUCUCAUAGAAGAUAUUGGAGACAAAGCUGAUGGAGUAUUUCUCUGGGUCGUUCUGGUCGUUCGAUCCUUGCGACAAGGCAUAACCAAUGCGGACACCGUUCCUAUCUUGCAGAAGAGGCUUAGGGAGCUGCCAGCGGACUUGGAGAGCUUCUUCAAGCAUAUCUUGGACAGGGUUGAGAAAGUGUACUGGGAAGGAACGACACAGGCAUUCCAAAUGGCUCUCGCGGCAAUUGGCCAACUCCCCUUGUGGCUGUUCUCAGUCCUGGACGAGGAGGAUCCCGACUAUGCAAUACAGGCUCAACCUCGAGUACUUUCGCAGUCAGAAGUCGACACCCAUUGCGAGAUACUGGAGAAACGCUUAAGCGCUCGGUGCCAAGGUCUACUUGAAGUCAGGAAAGCUCCAAUGACUGAGGGUGAUAUAUUCUCCACGCACAAGGUCGACUACAUGCACAGGACAGUGCGUGACUUCCUUCAGCUUCGCGAUAUGCAAGACUGGCUCGGCCAGCGACUGGAGACACCAUUUUGCCCGCACACGGCUCUGUGCACAGCUCUCCUUGCCCAAGCCAAGUCUUUGAGCUUUGUCAAUAAUGAGCUGUUUUUUCACAUACUGGACGACGUCACGUACUACGCAGUCGAAGCCGAGAGGCGUAACCAGCGAGCGCAAACGGCCCUCCUCGACGAGAUCUCUCAAUUGAUUUUCAAGGGCCGACUGCUUCCAUCACCACAUCCAUAUAUGUUCCAAAAGCCACUCCUCUUAUACUUUGGAGAGAAGUUACGAAAGGAUCCAGAUAUCGUCCAUGCCAACAACCCGUACCCGCCACUCUUAAUCGCCUCAGUGCCAUCGAUGGUGCAUUCCAAACACAGGGUACACGCCAGGAUACACGCCAGCGUUGAAACUGUCGAGCUGCUUCUCCGUUUCGGUGCAGAUCCCAAUCAGAGCAACCAAACCGGUACGACAUGGACCAACUUCCUCAACCAUAUCUGGAGCCAUCCGAACAGCACAGAGGAAGAUCGGCAACGCUGAAACAUGGAGGAAUAA
Molecule: messenger RNA, 2493 nt
Organism: Clonostachys solani
Lineage: Eukaryota; Fungi; Ascomycota; Sordariomycetes; Hypocreales; Bionectriaceae
Source: the annotation of a GenBank genome assembly